AUAUUCCACUGAAUCAAUUUAUUCUUUCGGCUCUUAACCUGCUACUACUGCCUAUUUUCAUUUCUUCCUCCCUGUCCAUUGACAUGUUCCCUUUGACCCCGGGACAGGCCGCCAUUGUUGAAUUGGUAGCCAGAUUCACAAUCCUCUGUUCUCUGUUCUAAACACCUCUCUCUCUCUCUCUCUCUCUCUCUCCCUCUCGUAAGCUAAAAUAAAAUUUGUCAAUUCACUGGUAGCCGCGCAGUUGCCAGCUUCGUCAGGAUGUUUCCAUCCGAGGAGUUCUCCUCCUUCUCUUAUUCCCUGGAAGCCUCGGAUUCAGAGCGGCAUGUCCCGUCCGACGACAUGCCGCGCCGCUUUUCACUGGCCGAGCUUCGAAACGCCACCAACAACUUCGACGAUUCUCUGGUCGUCGGAGAAGGUGGGUUCGGCAAAGUCUACAAAGGGUUCAUCGACUAUGGCGGCACCACGGUGGCCAUCAAGCGCUCCAACGCCAAGUCCGUGCAGGGUUCGGGAGAGUUCUGGGCGGAGAUCAUGACCCUUUCCAAGCUCCGCCACCCCCAUCUUGUCGCUUUGAUUGGCUACUGCGACGAGUCAGAGGAGAUGAUGCUUGUUUACGAGUACAUGGCUAAUGGGACUCUGGCCGAUCAUCUCUAUCGAGGAGGGAAAGGUAAUAACUAUAUUUAUCCUUUGAACUGGGAACAGAGGCUGAAGAUUUGCAUCGGAGCUGCCCGCGGAUUGGAUUGCCUUCACUCUACCGAGAACAGCGUGAUUCACAGGGACGUGAAGACGACAAACAUUCUGGUGGACGCGGAUUGGGUGGCUAAGAUUUCGGAUUUUGGGUUGUCCAAAAUGUGCGCCACGAACCAGGCACAUACCUAUGUCACAACUGACAUCAAAGGCACAUUCGGUUACUUGGAUCCCCAAUAUUUCUUCACUCGGAGGCUAACGAAGAAGACGGACGUGUACGCCUUUGGCGUGGUUUUGCUUGAAGUGUUAUGCGCGAGGCCGCCGGUGGAGAGAGUUGAGGGGGACCAGUUCCGUAGCCUCUCGGACUGGGCUCGACAGUGCUUCAGAAAAGGGACGUUUGAUCAGAUCAUUGAUCCAUCUUUAAGGGGGCAGAUAUCGGCAUCUUCUCUGAAGUUGUUUACGGAUGUGGCUAUCAGGUGCUUGCAUAAAUGCGCUAGAGAGAGGCCCACGAUGGCUAAAGUCUCCGAAAGCCUUGAUCUCGUGCUUGCGCUACAAAUGCGCCAACCGAAGGCCAUAAUCAGCAACUGUGUGUCAAAUCUUUCCAGCCUUGUAAUCAAAGGACUAGGGAUUGAUUUGGGUCGACGGAUUUGGGAACGAUAUUACUCUAAAGACGGGCCGUCGUUCCGAUUGUGGAGAGAUCCAGUGCUUGCUAGCAGUGCCAUCAGACAAUACCGUCGUUUCACGUUGGCAGAGAUUCGAGCGUCGACAAACAAUUUCCACGAGCAUCUUGUGGUCGGUAGCUAUGGCCAUUCCAAAGUUUACAGGGCUUAUAUGGAUGGCGGAAAUGUUGAGGUUGCGAUCAGAAGGUGGAAAUACGACGCAUCAAACGAGGCGAAGCUGGACCAACUCAAGACUGAAAUCCACGUCCAGUCCCAUCUCCGUCAUCUCAACAUCGUUCCUUUGAUCGGAUACUGCAAAGACAAGCGCGAGACAAUUCUCGUGUAUGAGUUCUUGGUCAAUCGCUCGCUCUACCAUUGUCUCUACGAAAACAAAAGAGCUCCACCUCUUUCAUGGGAGAGGCGUCUACAAGUCUGCAUCGACGCUGCCCGGGGCCUGCAAUAUCUCCACGCCGGUAAUAGGCUGAGAAUAAUCCACCACAACCUUAAAUCCUCCCAUAUAAUCCUGGACGAGAGAUGGGUCGCCAAGAUUUCGAGUCUCGAGUUCGCCAAAGUGCUUCCCGACAAUGAAUCAAGCGCAAUCUGCACAACGCUUCUUGGGGACAACAUCGAUUACAUGGAUCCAGAAUAUCUGGCAAGUGCAAAAUUAACUACAAAAUCCGAUGUUUACUCGUUUGGUGUCAUCUUACUGGAGCUAUUGUGCUGUCGUAAGCCGGUGAUCCCUUCCGAGGACGAGGAUGAGGUGAAUCUAGUCCGAUGGUUCAAAACCAACAUGAAAAAUGGUACCGUCGACCGAAUCAUCGACCCAUAUCUGGUUGGCAAAAUAGCUCCAGGGUGUUUGGAAGAAUACGCCAAUCUUGCGGCGCGUUGCGUGCAGGAUAAAGGGAUUGAGCGUCCGACGAUGGACGACGUCCUGGGCAGCCUCUGGUGCGCGCGGCAGCUGCAGGAGAGUUGGCGAAAUCUGAACCAACCUAGCGAUAAAUUGAUUGCGGAUGAGAUGCUCUCUUGCAGCAUCACGAGCAGUAGCCAGGGGAUGAUCAGUUGCACGAGUUUGGACAACACUGAUUACCUUUCUGGGAAUCUUGCAAGAUAGGAUCUUCAUGCUGGAUAGAAAAUUUUGGAAGUACAAUCCUAAACCCAGAAGUGCUCAACCUCGUCUUCUUCAAUCCCUUUACGUACAUACAUAUCAAUGUAUUGUUAAUAUUCUUCUUCUUCUUCUUCUUUUUUUUGCCUGAAGUUAUUAUGUAUAUUUCUUUCUUUUUGUUAGUGAUGUACUUUGAAGUUUGAUCAAUCUUUUGCAUUUUGGAGUUGUCCUGUACGUAGCAUUUGAUCAUCUUUCAGAUCUGGUUAGCUGAAUUUGAUCGAGAUUGCCAUUGGAAUUGGAAAUUGUGUCGCUGCUCUCUGCUUUAAUUGGUGGUCUGGUCUCUACCGUGCAUACAGCUAUUAAGUUGGGUCCGUCGUCAUUCUCAAUGCGUACAGCUAUGUUGAUGUUGUUACUCUUUGUAUACCUUUUGAUUUAAACAUUUAAAGAAUCUUCUUUCUUGUC
This is a messenger RNA of Diospyros lotus (date-plum), 2907 nucleotides long. RefSeq names its product serine/threonine-protein kinase BSK3-like. The record is from RefSeq and is a predicted model, not a curated record. Lineage: Eukaryota; Viridiplantae; Streptophyta; Magnoliopsida; Ericales; Ebenaceae. Gene Ontology annotation, biological process: protein autophosphorylation. Gene Ontology annotation, cellular component: plasma membrane; plasmodesma. Gene Ontology annotation, molecular function: transmembrane receptor protein tyrosine kinase activity; ATP binding. The coding region runs from base 259 to 2454 and encodes 731 amino acids. The transcript has 2 exons.